UCAUCUUUCUUCUUCUUUCACUAUCCACCUACAACUGGACAAGCUACAACCAUUAGACAUGGAUCUCAGCACUGUGUUGUGCUUGUUUGUUUCUUUCCUAUCCAUUUUUCUGUUCAAAUCACUCGCCAAAUCCUUCCUCUUAUCUUUUAAAGGAAAACAAUCACCACUUCCUCCCGGGACCAUGGGCUGGCCUUACAUAGGAGAAACCUUCCGAAUGUAUUCUCAAGACCCAACCAUUUUCUUUGCCACAAAAAUCAAGAGGUAUGGCUCUAUGUUCAAGUCACACAUUUUGGGUUAUCCUUGUGUGAUGAUUUCUGACUCGGAAGCAGCAAAGUUUAUAUUGAACAAAGAUCAACUCUUCAAACCAACAUAUCCUGCUAGCAAAGAGAGGAUGUUGGGGAAGCAAGCAAUUUUCUUCCACCAAGGAGCAUACCAUGCUAACCUCAGAAGGCUUGUCCUUCGCACAGUCAUGCCCGAGACCAUUAAAGACCUAGUCUCUGACAUUGAAUCCAUUGCCCAAAGUUGCCUCAAAUCAUGUGAAGGAAAGUUGAUCACCACUUUCCUUGAAAUGAAAACUUAUACCUUGAAUGUGGCCUUGCUUACAAUUUUUGGAAGAGAUGAAAAUUUGUGUGGAGAGGAUUUGAAGCGAUGCUACUACACUAUUGAGAGAGGGUACAACUCAAUGCCCAUAAACCUUCCAGGGACAUUGUUCCACAUGGCCAUGAAGGCAAGGAAAGAGCUUGCACAGAUCUUCACUCAAAUAAUCUCCACAAGGAGGAACAUGAAGCAAGAUCACAAUGACUUGUUGGGCUUGUUCAUGAGUGAAAAAUCAGGACUCACUGAUGAGCAAAUAAUAGAUAACAUCGUCGGUGUCAUUUUUGCUGCUCGUGACACCACUGCCAGUAUACUUACGUGGAUUCUUAAGUACCUUGAUGAAAAUCCAUGUGUCCUAGAAGCAGUAACGGAAGAGCAGGAGUCCAUACUAAGGGCCAAGGAAGAAAGUGGAGAAAAAAUGGAUCUAAAUUGGUCAGACACAAAAAACAUGCUUAUAACAACCAGGGUCAUACAAGAGACUCUAAGAAUAGCAUCAAUUUUGUCUUUUACUUUCAGAGAAGCUGUAGAGGAUGUUGAAUUUCAAGGGCAUCUCAUACCAAAAGGGUGGAAAGUAUUACCGCUUUUUAGAAUCAUCCACCAUAGUCCUGACAAUUUUAAAGAGCCAGAGAAGUUUGAUCCUUCAAGAUUUGAGGUUGCUCCAAAACCCAAUACCUUUAUGCCAUUUGGCGAUGGGGCCCAUGCAUGUCCUGGCAAUGAAUUAGCCCAGUUGGAGAUUUUGGUGCUUCUACAUCAUCUGACCAGAAACUACAGGUGGUCUAUAAUAGGUGAAAAAAAUAGGAUUCAAUAUGGCCCUUUUGCCCUUCCAGAAAAUGGAUUGCCCAUCAAAUUAUAUCCCAAGAAAUAAAUGUCAUUCAAAUAAAAAG
This is a messenger RNA of Glycine soja, 1478 nucleotides long. RefSeq names its product abscisic acid 8'-hydroxylase CYP707A2-like. Gene Ontology annotation, biological process: sterol metabolic process; abscisic acid metabolic process. Lineage: Eukaryota; Viridiplantae; Streptophyta; Magnoliopsida; Fabales; Fabaceae. The coding region runs from base 59 to 1459 and encodes 466 amino acids. The transcript has 7 exons. The record is from RefSeq and is a predicted model, not a curated record. Gene Ontology annotation, molecular function: (+)-abscisic acid 8'-hydroxylase activity; iron ion binding; heme binding.